Molecule: messenger RNA, 1548 nt
Organism: Paramisgurnus dabryanus
Lineage: Eukaryota; Metazoa; Chordata; Actinopteri; Cypriniformes; Cobitidae
Gene: actmap
Product: actin maturation protease
Source: RefSeq, a predicted model, not a curated record
UGGGUGAUGGUUGAUGCUGGAUGAGGGCGGUCUUGUGUAACACUUUAUUCGGUUCGGGUAUCACGCCAGUGAACAGAAACUAGAAAUACAUUUUAUAUCUAUAAAAUAUGUUAAAAUGAUAGACAUUUGAUUUGCUUUGUAAACAAUAUCUGCAUGAUGUUGCAAUGUGUUGGAUUUAUUUAUUUUUAAUUGACUCUCUCACUGCCGCUUCCAACGUAUGUCCUUUUUUGGUAUUCAGUAGGGAACACUAGCCAGACGUUACCGUACUGGUAAGGUAGGGAUCAAAGUUUCUGGAAAGAAGCUGGAAAAUAAUGAGAACACGCUUAUAAGGUGUGAAGGUCCAGCAUGUCAGGAGCUCACCCUCCACCCCCUCUACCUCCACCACUAUCACUGACUACCUCAGUGUCCAGCCAGAAGAAGCUUUACCAGGCUAUAGCAGCAGGAAAGAGUCCUGUGGAGGGAGAUCAUGAGGAGGCCAGGAUUAUUAUAGCACGGAGAGAAAAUAGCUUUAGGAAGGAUGUACAGUGGUUGCUGUUCAACAAGUAUGUGCCUUCACUCAUUCAAGAUGGUCCACAAUGUGGCCUUGUGGCCUUAUGGAUGGCCGGUCAUUUACUGCAGCCUCCUAAGAUCAUAUCCAUAGAGAUGGUGGUCCAGGUUGCAAAGGACAAAGGCUACACCGCACAGGGGGAAAUGUUUUCUGCCAGUGACAUGGCCAAGCUGGCAGAAGAAGUAUGCGGAUGCAGAGUUCAGAUUUUAUCAGGAGGCAUGAUGGGAGAUAACUCUGCUGUUAUUCUGAAACAUCUCUCCGAUGGGCAGCCUAUUCUUGUACCAUAUGAUGAAGAUUUUAAUCAUGAGCCUUGUCUACGCAAUGGCCACAAAGCCCAUUGGGCAGUUAUCUCGGGUAUAUUACUGGGCCUUAGGCAGGGGUGUGUGGAUAGCAAAUUGUUUCCCCCCGACAUCACACUUCCCUGGCUUCAUCUGUCACAGAAUGGUUCAUGUGUUUCUUGGCCGAUUGAUGGUAUUGAAGACAUGUAUGUUCUGACCAAACAUGGGAAGAGUUUACGUUACCAGCUGUGGAAGUAUGAGACCGUAGCACAGAGCAAUGCCCAGCUCAAAGAGAUGGACCCACAGAGGGCCAGUGAUGGGACACAUUAUGUGCUUCCUUCUGGUGGGGUACAGGAAGGUCUCGCAGGUCAAGUGGUGCUGCUUCAUACUCAAACACUCAUGACCUGAUCAUGAAAAAAAUGUAGACUUAAAUACUGUAUUAUAGUUUUGAUCCACUAGAUGUCCUCAUUGUUAUUAUUUUAGUUUGUAAAGCACAAGUGAAUGCAGAGAUCCCAGUGGAAAUGUGAAGCGGUGAAGUUUAAAUAAGGUUUAAAUGUUUAUGGUAACUCCUUAAAGUUUUUAAUUUAGGAGACAAACCAGGUAUCAUAAUGAAUUUUCAUGGUUACAAAUAUUUAAAAACCGAGCCUUAUUUGCAGUUGUGUUUUUUUAUUUAUUUUGCACGUUGUAUAUGCAUUUCAAAAAAUAAAAUAAGUUCCUAUGACA